AUGUCGGUCAAUAUGGAUGGCCCAAAGCCUUCUGAAGAUGGGUUUCGUUCAUCUAGGAUAUUUAUCAGCUCGUCCAUGUACAUUGCUUUGUUUGCUGAAACCUUCCUUUUUGGCUUCAUUGUUCCCAUACUUGGAUAUAUGCUUGAAGAUCGUCUGCACUUGGAUCCCUCGCAUACCCAAAGUCUCACCACUGCGCUGCUCACAAUCCACGGUUUCGUCUCUCUGAUCUCCGGUCCCAUUAUCGCCCACUUCGCGGACAAAACGCCAAGCAAGAAGAUCCCACUACUGUUUGCUCUGACCGGAUGUCUGAUAGGCACAAUUCUCGUCGCAUGCACUCCUUCACGACGAAUCAUACAAGGUGUCGCAGGAUCUGCUACAUGGGUUAUUGGCCUAGCUACGAUAACUGAUAUUACGAGCAAAGAUAAAAUGGGACAGGUAAUGGGCACUGCCAGAUCUUUCGCGUCAACAGGCGUCGUUGGAGGACCUAUGGUCGCCGGUGUGCUACUUCAGCUAUUUGGAUACUGGCCAGCAUGGUCCGUCCCGAUGGCGGUGCUUGUAUUGGACAUGGUCGCCCGCCUCACGAUUCCCAAUCAACUUAUCAGCUCCCCCAAGCCCGGUUCCUCUGCCACAGAAGUCACCCCAGACGAGACCACCUCCUUACUUUCUGAAUCCUCUACCAUUAAUCAAGCCCCCGAAGCUCGUCCAUCAUUUGCAGACUCUGAGAAUGCAUCGGGUCGCGGUUUUUACAGCAUUAUGCUUCGCGAUCCUAGGGUCCUGUCUAGUCUCCUAAACAGCCUGACCACUUCUGCCGUCGUUGCCGGGUUUGAUACCACUCUUCCAUUACAUGUGCGAAAUGCAUUUGGCUGGGAGAGCUUGCCUGCUGGUAUGAUGUUUCUUUGCUUGCAGAUUCCUGCCAUCCUACUGGGUCCUGUGGCUGGGUUGAUUCGAGACCGACAUGGUGUCCGAUCCGUUACCUUCUCAGGUUGGGUUAUUCUAACUCCGAUGUUUGUUCUCCUGGGCAUGCCUGGCGACAGUCGAUUCGCGUGGGCUAGUGAUGAAGCCGGGAAGGCCAUCCACCUGGCAUCCUUGUCCACGAUUGGCCUUUUCCUCUGCCUGGUGCGCGGUUCAGGUGGUCAACAAAUAUCAGCCCUUGCCAAAAACCUACAGGCCAAGAAUCCCCUCAUCUUCGGGACCCAUGGGGGAUCAUCCCGUGUUUCCUCCUUGUACGGGGUUUCUUUCAGUCUUGGAUUAAUGCUAGGACCUUUGAUAUGUGGAUCUUUAGUCGAUGCGGCUGGAUACUUCUAUAUGAACGUAAUAAUGGCACUAGUCUGCCUCGCCAACGGCGCCUCGUCCCUCUUCUUUAUGGAUGGCAAGUCCCCAAAGAAUGACAAUAAUGUGCCUGCUUGA
Messenger RNA from Penicillium crustosum, 1407 nucleotides. RefSeq names its product Polyketide synthase enoylreductase. The transcript has 5 exons. Gene Ontology annotation, molecular function: transmembrane transporter activity. The record is from RefSeq and is a predicted model, not a curated record. The coding region runs from base 1 to 1407 and encodes 468 amino acids. NCBI's taxonomy places the organism in Eukaryota, Fungi, Ascomycota, Eurotiomycetes, Eurotiales, Aspergillaceae. Gene Ontology annotation, biological process: transmembrane transport.